GGCUGGAGGCCGCAGGAGUGGGAGCCAGUAAGGCGCUUCGAGAAGGAAACGGCGGUAGCGCCCGGUGGUACAAGACGCGAGCGCGGGUACCUGCGAAGCGCCAGGUUCCGGCGAACACACCAGCUGAGCCCUCAGCAGCUGGAGCCCCCGCGCCAGUUUGGUUUGGGAACCCACCCGGAGGAGCCUGACCAUUCUGCCUCUUGUGGCCACUAUGCUGACUGCCCGCUUCUCCAGACCCCUGUCACAGCUCCUGAGGAAAACCCUGAAUUUCUCUGAUAGAGUAAAUGGAGCAAGAGGCUCGCUGCUGUUUCACUCUGCCUCCUUUGUCCCUGACGACCGUCGGACUUACGCUGCUUCGGUGAACCCAGUUGCCAGCAAAGCUGUCUUGGUCACAGGCUGUGACUCUGGAUUUGGGUUCUCCUUGGCCAAGCAUCUGCAUUCAAAAGGCUUCCUUGUAUUUGCUGGCUACUUGAUGAAGGCUCCGGAUGUGCAGGCUCAGUGGCCAUGGCUCAUGGGCCUAGCUGCUCUGCGAUAUGUGGGAUCUUCCCGGACCAGGACACGAACCCGUAUCCCCUGCAUCAGCAAGCGGACUCUCAACCACUGCGCCACCAGGAAGCCCAUCAUUGUCCUUUUAUACAUGGUUAUUGUUUGGGCACAUUUUGAUGGCGACUUUGAUGCCUUUCACCCUGGCUCUGUGGAACAGUUGCUGCCAAAGCCAGGGGAGCCAGCCGUGGUGGGCCUGGUUAACAAUGCGGGCAUCUCAGUGCUGGGGGAUGUGGAGUUCUCCAGCAUGGAGACCUACAAGGAGGUGGUGCAAGUAAACCUCUGGGGCACAGUGCGGGGGACAAAACCCUUUCUCUCCCUCAUCCAGAGGGCCACAGGCUGCGUGGUCAACAUUAGCAGCAUGCUGGGCCGCAUGGCCCACGCGGCCGGCCCCCCGUACUGCAUCACCAGGUUUGGGGUGGAGACUUUCUCCGACUGCCUGCACUACGAGGUGCACCCACUGGGAGUGAAGGUCGGCGUGGUGGAACCCGGCAACUUCAUUGCCACCACCAGCCUCCAAGGCGCUGAGCGCAUCCAGGCCAUCGCCAGUAAGAUGUGGGACGAGCUGCCUGAGGGGGUGCGCAAGGACUACGGCAGGAAGUACUUUGACGAGAGGGUCGCGAAGAUGGAGACCUACUGCAACAGUGGCUCCACGGACACGUUCCCCGUCAUCAGCGCUGUCACCCACACCCUGACCUCUGCUACCCCCUACACUCACUACCACCCCAUGGACUACUACUGUUGGGUGUGAAUGCGGAUCACGACCCACUUGCCCGGAGCGAUCUCCGACAGGAUCUACAUACACUGA
Mesoplodon densirostris (Blainville's beaked whale) is the source of this 1351-nucleotide messenger RNA. RefSeq names its product 3-hydroxybutyrate dehydrogenase 1 (gene BDH1). The record is from RefSeq and is a predicted model, not a curated record. Lineage: Eukaryota; Metazoa; Chordata; Mammalia; Artiodactyla; Ziphiidae.